Molecule: messenger RNA, 974 nt
Organism: Eruca vesicaria subsp. sativa (arugula)
Lineage: Eukaryota; Viridiplantae; Streptophyta; Magnoliopsida; Brassicales; Brassicaceae
Source: the annotation of a GenBank genome assembly
UCACAAGCUAAGCCACACUAUCCAAGCCGCCUCAUCUAAUCACCAUUGGCUAGACUGGUGUCAGUGUGCUUAUAAAUAGAUCGCAUCAACUCUUGUUUUCUUCAUUCGCCAAACAUUCCAGAUUGUCACCAAAAAAAAAACUCUAAGAACACUAUGAAUCCUACGUUUUACUUAGUUCUUGCCUUAACCGUAGUUUUGGCCACAAAAACCUAUGGUGAGGUUCUUGACAUGGACGGUGACAUCAUAUUCCGCGGUAGUUACUAUGUUCUCCCCGUCAUCCGCGGCCGAGGUGGAGGCGUGACUCUACAGGGCCGAGGUGGGGAGCUAUGUCCUUUCGACAUCGCACAGGAAUCAUCUGUGUUCGACCUAGGUAUUCCCGUGAAAUUCUCAAACUGGAGACCUAGAGUUGCGUUUGUCCCCGAAUCACAAGACCUUAACAUCGAGAUGGACGUUGAAGUAACCAUCUGCAUCCAAUCAACGUAUUGGCGAGUGGGUGACUUUGAUGAGGAGAGGAAGCAGUAUUUCGUGGUGGCAGGUUCUAACACAGACGGAUCCGGACAAGACUCACCGAAGAGUUUCUUCCAGAUAAAAAAAUCAGGAAAUAAUUACAAGUUUGUGUUCUGUCCUCCGGCUUGUGACUCUGGCCGUCCGAGAUGCAGGAAUGUCGGAAUAUUCGUGGAUGAAUUAGGCGUUAGACGUUUGGCUUUAAGCACUAACCCGUUCUUGGUUAUGUUCAAGAAGGCUAAUGUUACUGAGAGUUCGUCCAAGACUAUGUAAGACUUGUGAUAGGACCAAGCAGACUCGAUCUUACUUUAUGCUUACAAUAAGACCUCUAUGUGUGUUCUUUCGCUGUUUUCCUUUGAAAAUUACAUAUUGAAUAAAACAUAUAAUCUAUUAUCCGUUUGUGAUUUCAAUUAGCUUAAUAUUUACAUGUUCAGGGAGUUGAUGUUUCUAAAUAUAAUCAAUUUGAUGCU